AUGAAGUCUUCCUCCGGCCGCCUGCUGAUGGUAAAGUUAAAAUGUCUGCCGUCUGCACCAGUCAGAGUAAAUCAAUCAAAAUGGCCGACGGCGUUUAGAAAAACAACAUGGAGGACGAUCCAUCAGUUCGUCCCUCCAGGUUUCACCUUCUCUCUGUUUCCAUGGCAACCUGCAAGUGUCUCUGUGCUGCUGCUGUGUGGAGCGUCUGCGUCUCCAGUGUCUCUGUCCGUCAGUCCAAACCUGCAGCAGUUCUUCAUCGGGGAUUCCUCCGUGUCUCUGAACUGUCUUCAUGAGGGACGGACAGCAGAGGGAUGGACGGUGAGGGGGACCGGACCGGCUGGGGACUGUGGACCGCCUGAUUCUGGUUCCGGUCCAUCCUGUGUCCUCAGCCUCUCUGGACCUUCAGCUGGACGGUUCUGGUGUGAAGCGUCUUCUGGCCAGAGGAGUGACAACGUCAGCAUCACGGUGCUGGGUAAAGGCCUCAUCCUGGAGAUCCCGGCCCUUCCUGUCAGAGCAGGAUGUGAUGUCACGCUGCGCUGCAGGCGCAGUAACGGUGACAUCACUGCGGCGUUCUUCUUCGUGGGUCAGCGCCGGCUGGGAUCCGGACCAGAGCUGGUUCUCCAGCCGGUCCGCCGGGCCGACGAAGGCUCUUAUUGGUGCUCCACGGACCGGUUUGGGAGGUCUCCUCUCAGCCUCCUGAGGGUCACAGAUCCUCCUCUUCCUCACGCCACCACUCCUCCUCCUCUGGUGUCGGGUCCAACCCGUCCUUCAUCGUCUCCUCCUCUUCUUCCUCCUUCAUCGUCUCCUCCUCUUCCUCAGGCCUCAGGUGUCUCGGUUCCUCGCCUGCUCUGCCACCUGCUGGUCAUCUGUCCGUACUGCGCCUGCAGCGUCCUGCUGCUGCUCAGGUGCUGCAGCAGGAAGUCGGGUGGAGCUCCGCCCCCUCACCUGGCCUUUCUGGCUCCGCCCACAGGGUCCCAACCCACCGUCGCCAUGGAGACCGCACAGCCUGCAGAGCUAGACCUCGUCACCACGGAGCACAACUUCUGAAGCUGGACCCUCCAGAACCACUGACCAGGUUCUGGUACCAGUCAGAACCAGUCCUGGUACCAAACAUCUGGACCUGGUACCAGCUGUUGGAAAUAUUAGUGUAAUUAUGCUAAUUUUAAUGCUAGUUUAAACUUUAGUGCUUGUUGAAAUAUUAGAUUGUUUUAAGUUUGAUUUUAGGUUUGAUUUAGAUUCAGAGUUUAAUCAAUAGAACAUUUUUUUAGGUAUAUUGAUCACGAUUUGAUGAAAAUUAGUCUAAUCAGUAGUUUUUAUAUUAGAUCACAUUAUUAAUAAUAUAUAAAUCAUAAAUUCAUCUGAAAUUGUUUUAGUUAUUUAUAAACCAAAGGAGCUGAAAACUAAUCAGAAAAUAUUGAGUGUAAAAAAUGUUUUAGUAUUAAAAUCUGUUCAUGUCUGUUUUAUCAGAGUUUGAAGAUUUUAUAUGAAACAUGUUUUAAUUUUAUAAUCUGCUGUUUGAUGCCCUGGGUCAGAGGUCAGAGGUCAGCAGAGCUCAGUGGUUCAGGAACCAGUUAGAAAUGAGAAACACAGAUGCUGAUAAACUUUGGUCUCGUUUUCUUCAGUAAAAUGUUUAUGAAAUAAAAACAUCUAUAGUUGGUAAAGAUCAGCAGGGUUAACCAGCCAUGGAUCAUCUGGGCCUCAGUAAAACCUGCCUGGUCUCUGGUUGCUAACAGCAACAUUACAGCUGGUUGAGUCUAAACUAUGUUGGACCAUCAGACAGUAGAAACACCUGGAGAUAAAAGUAAUGGAGCUAAAACAGCCAAUCAGAUCACUGGAUCUGUCUGAACGCCACUCAGUGUCUCUGAAGGCGACUUUGUGUUUCAGUAUUUUUCUAAGGUAAUUAAUGAUCCUUUCUGGCUUUGGUUUCUGGUGAUCAUGAUGAGAUGUUGAUGUGAUUUUAUGCAUUUGACUGAAUAAAUUCUGAUUAUGAAGUUGA
Xiphophorus maculatus (southern platyfish) is the source of this 1996-nucleotide messenger RNA. RefSeq lists its product as uncharacterized. NCBI's taxonomy places the organism in Eukaryota, Metazoa, Chordata, Actinopteri, Cyprinodontiformes, Poeciliidae. The record is from RefSeq and is a predicted model, not a curated record. Gene Ontology annotation, molecular function: transmembrane signaling receptor activity. The transcript has 5 exons. Gene Ontology annotation, biological process: cell surface receptor signaling pathway. Bases 1 to 1047 code for a protein of 348 amino acids.